UUUUGCUCAUUUUCCAGCACUUACACACCCCGCUUGCAAUAUUUUACUUUACUUUGCAACAUUUUCAAAGUAUUUAUUAUCUUGUAGUUCCCUUGUCGAUACAAAUUACAUAUAAUAUGGCUGGCAAUAAAACGAUGGACUGCUGUACACUGAGCCUGGACGAGAUCAUCGAGCGGCGACAAUUGCGACCCGCUCAUGGCGGCCGACCAAACGACAAGAAAUUCAAUCCAAAUGGGAACAACAAGAUACGAAAGCUGGUGAACAAGCCAGCCUUCAAGGCGGGCACAGGAAUGGUGGGGGGGCUGCCGUCGGAUCAACCGGCUUCUCGUACCUAUGAUGCCCGCAACAAGAUCAUACAGAAGACACGUGCGAAAAUCACCGAUGCUCGCGAUGUCCUCAACCAGAAUAUGCGCGAGUCCGGCAUUGAUGCCCGCCAGCUGCUGAUGGAGCGAAAGAAGCAGAUACGGCCAGUGCCCGUCGAAUACGCUGCGGAGGAUCCCCAAGGUGCCAUUGUGAGCCAAGGCCUGGCUCGCCUGAUGAUGGACCGAAAGAAAUUCCCACCAAAGGACCACCGCGUACCAAUGCCUGUGAAAUACGUGCCGGAGGAUCGUAGAAGUCGUGGCGGAGCACAGGAGCACAUAGGUCAGUUUGGCCAGCGCAUGGUUACCAUGUCGAAUCGACCGGUUGGCAAUAUACACCAAAUGUGCGACUAUUAUAAUCAGAAGGGAAAUUCGGCAUCGGCUUCGGCUGCCGGACCCUUCAACUCCAGACUGAAUCCCUCGGCCAAACCGUUCGCACCACGUGGCUAUGUGGACCACGACAAUAUGCAGCAUCUCGAGGACGAGGAGGUCCACCACACCGCCGUGCAUCUGGGGAGCAACAGCAAUGUGCAGCCGUCUCGCUAUAGCUAUGCCAACUUCCAUGUGAACCGAGAUGAGGACGUGGAGAUGACGACGGCUCCCAUGCAGAAUAACAUUGCCAGCGAUCCGUUUUCCAUAUACGAGACGGCACGCAACCGUAUCGAGCGGCCCAUGCUGCCGGCACCGCACGGACCGCACGUUGUCCGCACGGACGGGGGUGAGCAGCUCUUUGACCGCUGUCGGCGACAGCUGGCUGCCACUUCCAAUUUGUCGGACUCAUUGCGGGCACGUCUGUUCGGCGGUGAGCCCGAUCGUCGCGUCUCCCAUGGCAUCUACGCCAACGAGAACAAGGGGCAGGCCAAUAGCUCGAAUGCGUCUCCAUCGAUGGUUCUCUCCAUGUCCGCACGCCGCUCCCCGCCGCUUGGCAUGGCGAACAACAAGAAGGGCUAUCGCCUGCUGGUGAGCAAUCUACACUCGAAUGUGACCACUUCGGACAUUCGGGAGCUGUUCAACGACAUCGGACCCAUGUACGAUGCCCAUGUGGUGCGUCCCGGCACCGCCGAAGUAAUUUUCAAGUCGCUGGAGCACGCCGAAAUAGCCGUGGACUCGUACCAUCAUCGCGAGUUCGAUGGCCAGCCGAUGCACUGUGUGCUGAUCAAUCCGCACUCGUCUAAUCGCUCGGCCCACUCAGCCAGCUCACGUACUGUCACCACAAACUCAUCUGGCGUCGAGGUAGACAUUGAUGCCCUGCACUCUGUGCUCUUCCGGGACCGCUGAUUGGCUGAUGGGCUGAACGGCUGCUGCGGACAGAACGGCCAUUAGUAAAUUAGAUAAAAAGUAAACUAAAGACAAAACAUCUUUCAUAUACUCCGCGUGCUAUGCCACAUGCAUCCUCCUCAAUCGAAACCUCUUUCAAAUGAUUUCUUCAUCAGUUCAUCAACACAUCAAUCCACACAGCGUAUGUUAAAAUAAAUAAAACACUUAACUAGACAAGUUGCUAGACGAACAAUAACCAGUUGCAAAAUCAAAAUUGGAGCCACUGCAAAUAAUAUUCCCAGUAGAGACUUUCCUCUGGGCUGUUCCUUCUACCAACUCUGCGCUCUGCUGCUUUCU
Drosophila obscura is the source of this 1973-nucleotide messenger RNA. RefSeq lists its product as uncharacterized. Lineage: Eukaryota; Metazoa; Arthropoda; Insecta; Diptera; Drosophilidae. The transcript has 4 exons. The record is from RefSeq and is a predicted model, not a curated record. Gene Ontology annotation, cellular component: nucleus. Gene Ontology annotation, molecular function: mRNA binding. Gene Ontology annotation, biological process: mRNA export from nucleus. Bases 117 to 1637 code for a protein of 506 amino acids.